Mustela lutreola (European mink) is the source of this 7099-nucleotide messenger RNA. It is a transcript of the gene TNIK, whose product is annotated as TRAF2 and NCK interacting kinase. NCBI's taxonomy places the organism in Eukaryota, Metazoa, Chordata, Mammalia, Carnivora, Mustelidae. Gene Ontology annotation, biological process: protein phosphorylation. The record is from RefSeq and is a predicted model, not a curated record. Gene Ontology annotation, molecular function: ATP binding; protein kinase activity. Bases 385 to 4467 code for a protein of 1360 amino acids. The transcript is spliced from 33 exons.
CCCCCUCCCAGCAGAGUGGAGGAGUUGAUGUGUCUCAUUAUAACAGCCAAUGCAGCCGCCAUCCACGCACAAGCAAAGAAGCAUGUCCCAUUUAAAUACACCCACGCAGCCCCAGCGCCCUUAGCAGAGCAGGGCGCGCAGCCCACACGCACCGCGGCUCCGGGCUUGGAGAUCCGCGCAGGUUGGGCUCCCGGACCCGGCGGACCGAAGAAGAGCGGAGGAUAGGGAUCCGGUGCUGUGGGGCCGGGGUGGGCGGGGGAGGCUGGGCCCCGGGCCUCUGGCGCGACACCCGCAUGAGGACGCGAGUGAAAUAGACCAAGGUGGAAUUUCCAAGGGAGAAGCUUCAGGGUGGUUUUGGACCAUUUCUCACGCGAAGAUAUAGACAUGGCGAGCGACUCCCCGGCUCGCAGCCUGGAUGAAAUCGAUCUCUCGGCUCUGAGGGAUCCUGCAGGGAUCUUUGAAUUAGUGGAACUUGUUGGAAAUGGAACAUAUGGACAAGUUUAUAAGGGUCGUCAUGUUAAAACGGGCCAGCUUGCAGCCAUUAAAGUUAUGGACGUCACAGGGGAUGAAGAGGAGGAAAUCAAACAAGAAAUUAACAUGUUGAAGAAAUAUUCUCAUCACCGGAAUAUUGCAACUUACUAUGGUGCUUUUAUCAAAAAGAACCCACCAGGCAUGGAUGACCAACUUUGGUUGGUGAUGGAGUUUUGUGGUGCUGGCUCUGUCACUGACCUGAUCAAGAACACGAAAGGUAACACCUUGAAGGAGGAGUGGAUUGCAUACAUCUGCAGGGAGAUCUUACGAGGGCUGAGUCAUCUGCACCAGCAUAAAGUGAUUCAUCGAGAUAUUAAAGGGCAGAAUGUCUUGCUAACUGAGAAUGCAGAAGUUAAACUAGUGGACUUUGGUGUCAGUGCCCAGCUUGAUCGAACAGUGGGCAGGAGAAAUACCUUCAUCGGGACCCCUUACUGGAUGGCACCAGAAGUCAUUGCCUGCGACGAAAACCCAGACGCCACAUAUGAUUUCAAGAGUGACCUGUGGUCGCUGGGAAUCACCGCUAUCGAGAUGGCAGAAGGUGCUCCCCCUCUCUGCGACAUGCAUCCCAUGAGAGCCCUCUUCCUCAUCCCCCGGAACCCAGCACCUCGCCUGAAGUCGAAGAAGUGGUCAAAAAAAUUCCAGUCAUUUAUUGAGAGCUGCUUGGUAAAGAAUCACAGCCAGCGACCAGCAACAGAACAAUUGAUGAAGCAUCCAUUUAUACGAGACCAACCUAACGAACGACAGGUCCGCAUUCAACUCAAGGACCAUAUCGACAGAACAAAGAAGAAGCGAGGAGAGAAAGAUGAGACGGAGUACGAGUACAGCGGAAGUGAGGAAGAAGAGGAGGAGAAUGACUCAGGAGAGCCCAGCUCCAUCCUGAACCUGCCUGGGGAGUCCACGCUGCGGCGGGACUUCCUGAGGCUCCAGCUGGCCAACAAGGAGCGCUCGGAGGCCCUGCGGCGGCAGCAGCUGGAGCAGCAGCAGCGGGAGAACGAGGAGCACAAGCGGCAGCUGCUGGCCGAGCGCCAGAAGCGCAUAGAGGAGCAGAAGGAGCAGCGCCGGCGGCUGGAGGAGCAACAACGGCGGGAGAAGGAGCUGCGGAAGCAGCAGGAGAGAGAGCAGCGCCGGCACUACGAGGAGCAGAUGCGCCGGGAGGAGGAGAGGAGGCGCGCGGAGCACGAGCAGGAGUACAUCAGGCGACAGUUAGAGGAGGAGCAGAGACAGUUAGAGAUCUUGCAGCAGCAGCUACUGCAUGAACAAGCUCUACUUCUGGAAUAUAAGCGCAAACAAUUGGAAGAACAGAGACAAGCAGAAAGACUGCAGAGACAGCUAAAGCAAGAGAGAGACUACUUGGUGUCUCUCCAGCAUCAGCGGCAGGAGCAGAGGCCGGUGGAGAAGAAGCCACUGUACCAUUACAAAGAAGGGAUGAGUCCUAGUGAGAAACCAGCAUGGGCCAAGGAGGUGGAAGAGCGGUCAAGGCUCAACCGGCAGAGUUCUCCGGCCAUGCCUCACAAGGUUGCCAACAGAAUCUCUGACCCCAACCUGCCCCCGAGGUCGGAGUCCUUCAGUAUCAGCGGGGUUCAGCCUGCUCGGACACCCCCCAUGCUCAGACCCGUCGAUCCCCAGAUUCCACAUCUGGUAGCGGUAAAAUCCCAGGGACCUGCCUUGACCGCCUCCCAGUCAGUGCACGAGCAGCCCACCAAGGGCCUCUCUGGGUUUCAGGAGGCUCUGAACGUGACCUCCCACCGCGUUGAGAUGCCACGCCAGAACUCGGAUCCCACCUCCGAAAACCCUCCUCUCCCCACUCGCAUUGAGAAGUUUGACCGAAGCUCUUGGUUACGACAGGAAGAAGACAUUCCACCAAAGGUGCCUCAAAGAACAACUUCUAUAUCCCCAGCGUUAGCCAGAAAGAAUUCUCCUGGAAAUGGUAGUGCUUUGGGACCCAGACUAGGAUCUCAACCCAUCAGAGCAAGCAACCCUGACCUCCGCAGAACUGAGCCCAUCUUGGAGAGCCCCUUGCAGAGGACCAGCAGUGGCAGUUCCUCCAGCUCCAGCACCCCUAGCUCCCAGCCUAGCUCCCAAGGAGGCUCACAGCCUGGAUCGCAAGCGGGAUCCAGUGAACGGACCAGAGUUCGAGCCAACAGUAAGUCGGAAGGAUCUCCUGUGCUCCCCCAUGAGCCUUCCAAGGUGAAGCCAGAAGAAUCCAGAGACAUUACCCGACCUAGUCGACCAGCUAGCUAUAAGAAAGCAAUAGAUGAGGAUCUGACGGCAUUAGCCAAAGAAUUACGAGAACUUCGGAUCGAAGAAACAAACCGCCCACUGAAGAAGGUGACUGAUUACUCCUCCUCCAGUGAGGAGUCGGAAAGUAGCGAUGAAGAGGAGGAAGAUGGAGAGAGCGAGACCCAUGAUGGGACAGUGGCUGUCAGUGACAUACCCAGACUCAUACCCACAGGAGCCCCGGGAAACACGGAGCAGUACAAUGUGGGAAUGGUAGGCACUCACGGGCUGGAGACCUCUCACGCGGACACUUUCAGCAGCAGUAUUUCAAGAGAAGGAACCCUGAUGAUAAGAGAGACAUCUGGAGAGAAGAAGCGAUCUGGCCACAGUGACAGCAAUGGCUUUGCUGGCCACAUCAAUCUCCCAGACCUGGUGCAGCAGAGCCACUCCCCAGCCGGGACACCAACGGAGGGCCUGGGGCGCGUCUCCACCCAUUCCCAGGAGAUGGAAUCUGGGACUGAAUACGGCCUGGGGAGCAGCACUAAGGCCUCCUUCACUCCCUUUGUGGACCCCAGAGUGUACCAAACGUCUCCCACUGAUGAAGAGGAAGAAGACGAAGAAUCAUCAGCUGCGGCUCUGUUUACUAGCGAACUUCUUAGGCAAGAACAGGCCAAACUCAAUGAAGCACGAAAGAUUUCAGUGGUAAACGUAAACCCAACCAACAUUCGACCUCAUAGCGACACACCUGAAAUCAGAAAAUACAAGAAACGAUUCAACUCGGAGAUACUCUGUGCAGCUCUGUGGGGUGUGAACCUCCUGGUGGGAACAGAAAAUGGCCUGAUGCUUUUGGACCGAAGUGGGCAAGGCAAAGUCUAUAAUCUGAUCAACCGGAGGCGAUUUCAGCAGAUGGACGUGUUAGAGGGACUGAAUGUCCUGGUGACGAUAUCAGGAAAGAAGAACAAACUACGAGUUUACUAUCUUUCAUGGUUAAGAAACAGAAUACUACACAACGACCCAGAAGUGGAAAAGAAACAAGGCUGGAUCACAGUUGGGGACUUGGAAGGCUGCAUACAUUACAAAGUUGUUAAAUAUGAAAGGAUUAAAUUCCUAGUGAUUGCCUUAAAGAAUGCUGUGGAAAUAUAUGCCUGGGCUCCUAAACCAUAUCAUAAGUUCAUGGCAUUUAAGUCUUUUUCAGAUCUCCAGCACAAGCCACUGCUUGUUGAUCUCACAGUAGAAGAAGGUCAAAGAUUGAAGGUUAUUUUUGGUUCACACACUGGUUUUCAUGUAAUUGAUGUUGAUUCAGGAAACUCUUAUGAUAUCUACAUACCAUCUCAUAUUCAGGGCAAUAUCACUCCUCAUGCCAUUGUCAUCUUGCCUAAAACAGAUGGAAUGGAAAUGCUUGUUUGCUAUGAGGAUGAGGGGGUGUAUGUAAACACCUAUGGCCGGAUAACUAAGGAUGUGGUGCUCCAAUGGGGAGAAAUGCCCACGUCCGUGGCCUACAUUCAUUCCAAUCAGAUAAUGGGCUGGGGCGAGAAAGCUAUUGAGAUCCGGUCAGUGGAAACAGGACAUUUGGAUGGAGUAUUUAUGCAUAAGCGAGCUCAAAGGUUAAAGUUUCUAUGUGAAAGAAAUGAUAAGGUAUUUUUUGCAUCCGUGCGAUCUGGAGGAAGUAGCCAAGUGUUUUUCAUGACCCUCAACAGAAAUUCCAUGAUGAACUGGUAACAGAAGAGCACUUGGCACUUAUCUUCAUGGCGUUGUUUCUAAUUAAAAAGAACAUAACUCAUGUGGACUUAUGCCAGUCUAGAGGCAGAAUCAGAAGGCUUGGUUGAACUUACCGCUUUCCCCUCUUCCUCUCCCCCAACCCGUCCUAGUACAGUCCACAGUCCAUCUUUCAGUGUUGCAGCCUGGUUGAGAAGGAGAGAAAAAGGUGGCAGGAAUUUCCAGGAGAUCCCCAAGAAUGCUGCGUUGUUUGUGGACAAAGAUGGACCAUGUGCCCUUCGGAGUUAGGGAUAGAAACAAAUAUUGUGUGCUCUUAUGAUUAAGCUGUGUUAUGGUGGGUUUUGAGUUUUGUUUUUGUUUUGUUUUUCUACCUUUUUUCUUUAUCCCCUUACUUUGUAAGAAUGGGGAGAGAGUGCAUACUGAGAAGAUGAGUCUGUUUUUAAUUCUGUCUGCCUGCUAGCUAUGACUAUACGAUAUGUUGUGAAAUUUCCAAUUUCAAAUGGUGAGAGACAGCACAAUAAAUGUACCUUAUCUCCUUACACUGAAGGCCAUAAUUGCAUAGUGGGGUAAUUUUAGAACUCUUUUGCCUUCACCAACCCAAAGGUUGCUUUUUGAUAGCAACUGGCUAAUGAAUUUUUAAAAGAGAAGAAAAAUACUAGUUUUCCCCUCUUUGGGGAAAUGGAUUUUAAAUGGCUAAACUACUAGCCUUAGACUAAUAAAAUCAACUACCAUUUUUGUGAGUCUGACAGGCCCUAUUUUUAUAUGGCCCUGUGCAGAAUGGAAUGUGUUGAAUGGGAUAGUAGUGCCAUUGAGUUGAGUUGGCUCUAGCGAUUGAGGGACUCUGUAACACAACUUUCCCUCAGCUAUUAUGCAACAGAUCAGGGCAAAAGAUGGGAUGACUGACGGGGUUGGACAAAAAGAGCUUCUGGGAAACAAACUAAAAAAAAAAAAAUUUAUAUAUUAUAUCCGUAUAUAUAUAUACAUAAAUAAAUAUAUAUAUAUAUACACACACAUUCUUUUUUUAAUGCACAAAGCCUCUAGCAAAGAGGUCACUGGCUUUGGGCUUCAUUAGGAGUAAGACUGUUGAGUUCUUUCUGGGAAUUGGGGAGUGAAUGACAUCCAGACUCUGGUCAUUCCCAGCUUUCUCCUGAGGGUGCCACUUUCUCAAGAUGAAAACUGUGACUGAAAAAAUAAUAAUAAUAAAUGUUUCUGAGCUGCCUGUGUUCUCUCUGGGUUGGUGAGAGAAGGGACUAGACUACUAAGCCUGCCUGAGACACAGCAGGCAUCAUUGGUUCAGAGUUUAUAGAACUUAAAAGCAAGGCUUUGGCCAGAAUUCUGAGACCCUAAUCAUUUUCCCUUCCUCCAAAUUACCCAACAUACGGUAAACAACAUUUGUGCAGAGAUAUGUAUGUAUUUAGUUCAGGUUGACUUGUGUCCUUAUAAACUCUUACUCGGAUGAUUUUGAACUUUGACGUGACUGUCUGGGUUUUUUUUUUUCCAAAGCUACAAGCAUGGCCGCCUGUGGUAUCGAGGUGUUGCAAAACGAUAUGUGUUGCGCUUCCUGUUUUAACCUACCUCGUUUCGUUUGUUUUGUUUCACUGUUCAUCACAGCAGUGUUAUCUCCAGGAGACAUAUAGAGAGCUCAACUGGCAAUCUCAGGUGUAUUUCCUACUUUUUAAACAAAACAGUAGUUGACCAAAUUGUUCUUCAAAAAUUUUUUAAAAAUCCAACUUCAACAAAAACUAAUGCGACUUGCUUCUGGAGAAAGCAAUUCCUGUAAACAGAUUUUUGUAUUUCUUGAAGUCUGUGAUCCUACUGAUUUUUGCCUAAAUACAUUAGCAGCUGAUGUACUAUUAAUGAGAACGAAAUAGACUUAGGAAAAUGGAGCCAUUUCAAUCUGGUGGUUUGGGUAAAAGGGGGAAGGGCAGGGGAAUUGUUGCAGUUUCUGAAGUAGGUGAUUAUGGCCCUCCUGUAGUGGUAGUUCUCAUAGCAUCAUUUCCAUUUGAAACAGGUAACACACAGUAAUGGAAUUGGGGAUUACCUUCAGGCGAUCACUGAGAUGUCCUCAUCAAGGUCCCUUUAGCUCUUAAAAGCAAUGAAAUCCUCCCGUUCUCAUUUUUACUGCUAUGGCUCUGCUGAUGAACAAUACUAUCUUCACAAAUUCCAUGCAACAAAUUCAGCAAUAACUUUUUGGAUUGAAUUUAGCAACUACUGUAAUUGGAUGCGGAUGUGGACAAAAUAUAUUGAUUUGGGUCUCAUUCCCAAAUGUGAUUGCCACCAGCUCUUUAUAUCGCUGCUGUGGUAUCUUAAACCAGAAGCUUCUUUAAAUUAUGUUGCAAACUGAUCUUUGUUUUUAUGUUAUGUUUUGUUUUGAUUUCUAAGUGAUGAGUUCGAAACACACAGCUUUAAAUGAUUUUUUUAUUGUGGGAUUUUGGGUACAGUUAAGAAAUAAAAGGGAAUCAUUGUGUUUAAACAUAAGGUAGUUUGUGAAUGUAUUUUUUAAAAUCUAGAGUCAUUGAAACAAAACUCAUAAAAACAAUAUUAAUGCAGUCUUGUUUACAGUAUGUACAGUGACAUAACAUAGAACAUGAGCUUUUUCUGGUGCCAACAAUAAAACACAGACGUUAAACAUCAA